AUGACGCAUUCGAAUCCUCAAACUCUGCUUUCUACUGUUUCCUUAAUUAUUUUUGAUGCAAAUGGCAAAAGACAUUCCGUGCGUGCACUUUUAGAUAGUGGCUCACAAAUAAAUUUAAUUACUAAAUCGCUGGCUUCGCGUCUCCAGCUUCCAAUUAAUUCUUCACUUCAUAAUUUAAGUGUUUUACAAGGGCAGAGUAUGACUUGUAAUAAGUCUGUGAAGAUUAAAAUUAAAUCUAAAUUAACUUCUUUUGAACACAAAUUAUAUUGUGUUAUUAUUGAUAAUAUAACUCAACAUCUUCCUUCUUCAUCUAUUGAUUAUUCUCACUGGAGAAUCCCGGAUCAUGUCCAAUUAGCUGAUCCAGAUUUUAAUAUUCCAGGUCCAAUAGACUUGUUGAUGGGCGCUGAGCUAUAUUUUGGCAUCCUGCAACAGGGUUGUAUCCGCUUAGGGAAGAAUUUGCCAAUUUUGAAGAACAGUCGCUUCGGUUGGUUAUUGUCUGGUGUUUAUUCAGGGGAUGCUGGUUCUGAGUCAUAUGUAGGGUUUGUCUCUAACGAAGAUCUCCAUGAGGAAUUAGCUAGGUUUUGGCAGACAAGAACUCGUUUUUUGAAUUUGGAACGUAGGUUGGUAAAAAAUAAGGACUUAAAUUUAGCUUACUCCAAUUUUAUUAAUGAGUAUGUAAAGUUAAGUCAUGCUGAACUUACAUCUCUUACAGGAGAGGAUUUUGACAAUAAGUAUUAUUUUUUACUUCAUCACCCGGUUUUCAAGGAUGGCAAUGUUAAUAAAAUUCGUGUUGUUUUUGAUGCUUCUUGCAAAACUUCCACAGGUUUGUCGCUUAAUAAUGUCAUGCAUACAGGUCCAAAACUACAACAAGAUUUGUUUUCGAUUUUGAUUCGCUUCAGGUGUCACUUGUAUGUUUUUGUCGCUGACAUUGUUAAGAUGUAUAGGCAAAUUAAGGUUAGGGAUGCAGAUGCUAAUUUACAAUUAAUUAUUUGGAGAGAUUCUCCUCAGAAAAGGCUUGAUAUUUAUAAGUUAAACACCGUUACAUAUGGCACUUCAUGUGCACCAUACUUGGCCAUGCGUUGUCUAAAGAUGUUGUCAGAAGAAAAUUCUGUCAAGUAUCCACUAGCUUCGCAGACUUUAGAUAGGGACUGUUAUGUCGAUGACAUAAUUACAGGUGCAUCGUCCGAGCAGGAACUAGGGCAGCUGAAAUUGGAGGUCUGUAGUCUGUUGAAGUUAGGUUGUUUUCAGUUACACAAGUGGUCAAGUAACAGUCGUUCGUUGUUAGGUGAUGUUCCUAAGGAACAACAAAAUUUGUCAGCCACAGAUUUUUCUGAACAAAAUAAUACUGUAAAAACAUUAGGUUUAUCAUGGAAUCCAGUUGAGGAUAUUUUCAAAAUCUCUUAUUCCAAUGUUUUUAUCACUUCUACAGACACUAAAAGAUCUAAAGACGCUCUGCCAGAUGAAUUACAGGAUAGCUGGAAUGAUUUCAGACAUCAUCUUUCGUGUUUGGAAGGUUUGUCUGUUCCGCGUUGUCUUUUCAAACAGGUUCCUGUAAGCAUACAGUGUCACGGUUUUGCGGAUGCUUCACUACUGGCUUAUGGAGCUUGUGUUUAUCUACGGGCGACAUAUGAAGAUGGUAGUAUUUCCUGCCAUCUAAUAUGUUCUAAAUCUAAGGUUGCUCCGUUAAAACAGGUGACACUUCCUCGCUUAGAAUUGUUAGCUGCGUUGUUAUUGGCAAAAUUAUAUAGGCAUGUUAUGGCUAAAGAAUUAACUCCAGCAGUUAUGUGGAAGCAUGUAUCUAGCAAAGAUAACCCUGCAGACAUUGUGUCAAGAGGUGUUAGAAUUGCUAGUGAUUUGUUGAGCUGUGAUCUUGGCUUUGUAGCACCAGAGAAAAUUGGCCGAAUAGGUUUUGUGAUCCACCAAAAGAUAAGCUGCCGGAAACACGGGGUAUCCAAGUUUAGCAAGCUUGUUAGGAUUGUCGCAUAUUGUCUCAGAUGGAGGAAAAAGCGCGGAACUGUUCCUCUUGGUGAUCCGUUGUCAGCUUUUGAGAUUCAGUUUGCAACUCUUAGGAUAUUUUAUUUGGUCCAGUUAGAAACAUUCUCUAUUACUAAUGAUGAAGAUUUAGAAACAGAUAAGGUCUCAAUUCAUAAAUUGAAAUCAUUAAAUCCAUUUAGGGAUGCUGAUGGCGUGUUGCGUGUAGGUGGGAGAUUGGAACAUGCAAAGAUCUCUUUUAACCAGAAACACCCCAUCAUUUUACCAAAAAAACACGUAAUUGUUCGCAUGUUUUUAAAGUCAGAGCAUGAGCGACUGCUGCAUGCAGGGACUCAAACCGUUCUGGGAAAUGUAAGGUUGAAUUAUUGGCCAAUUAAUGGUCGUAACGCCUUAAAGCAAAUUAUUCAUAAUUGUUGUAAGUGUGCUCGUUUUAAGGCUGCUGCUGCUAGUUAA
Molecule: messenger RNA, 2445 nt
Organism: Ctenocephalides felis (cat flea)
Lineage: Eukaryota; Metazoa; Arthropoda; Insecta; Siphonaptera; Pulicidae
Exons: 5
Coding region: 1-2445 (814 amino acids)
Biological process (GO): proteolysis
Molecular function (GO): aspartic-type endopeptidase activity
Source: RefSeq, a predicted model, not a curated record